Messenger RNA from Balaenoptera acutorostrata (minke whale), 180 nucleotides. RefSeq names its product cytochrome c-like. Gene Ontology annotation, molecular function: electron transfer activity; heme binding. Gene Ontology annotation, biological process: mitochondrial electron transport, cytochrome c to oxygen; mitochondrial electron transport, ubiquinol to cytochrome c. NCBI's taxonomy places the organism in Eukaryota, Metazoa, Chordata, Mammalia, Artiodactyla, Balaenopteridae. Gene Ontology annotation, cellular component: mitochondrial intermembrane space. The coding region runs from base 1 to 180 and encodes 59 amino acids. The record is from RefSeq and is a predicted model, not a curated record. The transcript has a single exon.
AUGGGUGAUGUUGAGAAGGGCAAGAAGAUUUUUGUGCAGAACUGUGCCCAGUGCCAUACUGUGGAAAAGGGAGGCAAGCACAAGACUGUACUUCCCAAGAAGUACAUCCCUGGAACAAAAAUGAUCUUUGCUGGCAUUAAGAAGAAGGGAGAAAGGGCAGACUUGAUAGCUUAUCUCUAA